Fonsecaea pedrosoi CBS 271.37 is the source of this 1473-nucleotide messenger RNA. RefSeq lists its product as uncharacterized. The transcript is spliced from 2 exons. NCBI's taxonomy places the organism in Eukaryota, Fungi, Ascomycota, Eurotiomycetes, Chaetothyriales, Herpotrichiellaceae. The record is from RefSeq and is a predicted model, not a curated record. Bases 1 to 1473 code for a protein of 490 amino acids.
AUGUCCGGCACCGAGCUUGGUAUUGCUGUGAUCGGGGCGGUAGCAGCCUUGAUCACAGCAUACAAGGACGCCGGCUCCAUUGUCGAGAACAUUAAGGAGAGCCGCAAGGCCAAAGGCGCCUCACCUCCAAGCUUGGCCCUGGAAGAGUCACUUCAAGAAGGCCACCAAGAGAUUGAGAAGAUCACAGCAAAGGGGAUACAACGGUUUGGGUCAAGCUUCGAACAAGGUGAUGACGUUGCUCAUCGAGCUCUCCAGAGUCUUACCAUCGAAGUUCAAGCAUCGUUCUUGCGCCACCUCAUGCUCGCUAGCAAAGAUGACGAUAUCAUGGACUUCGAAGCCUGCAUUGAUUCUGCCAUCACUGCCCGACUACGCGCGGUUACGAUUCUCAAUGAACUCUAUUUGCGCCAACAGAAAUCUUGUGGCUUAAACUCGCAAGUGAGAACACCGGUACCUGCUGCGGAAGAAACGAAGCAGGUCAUUGAGACACCCUCGGAACGGGACGAUCACGCCAGCUCGAACCUUGAACCUAAGCCUCUAACAUUGCCUAGCUUGCAGCUACCAGCUAAAAUAAUACGACCCGCGCCAGACGAGAUGAAGGAGGUCUUCGAGGCACCCGCAACCCCCGAACGCAAGAGUCGUAGUGAGUCUCUGGAGUCUGGGACGCAUCCCUGCCCAGGCCAAGUUCCGCGAAAAUCGUCAUGGAACGUUUUCAAAAAGUUACACCGAACUUCAUCUGCGGAGAAAGAGAAUGGCUCAAUGCUGUCACAGCCCACCUCCCGGCCGGCUUCAGAUAUCACCUCAUCCACUUCACCUUCGAUCAGAUCUGUGGACGAUCCCCACAGAUCUCAUGUCAUGACUCCACCUAUCAGCCCAGUCUUAACCCUCUCACCCGUCGAUGUGAUGGCCGGUGCCGGCCUUUGUAAAGGGGCAUAUUACAUCCAGCAAGGCAUCUACGAGAAGGGGGUUCAGGUCUCCAUGAAGAAUCUGGAGUGGGCUUGCUACUGUCGGAAAUGUUCGUUUGCGACACCUGCAGACCGAGAUGAUCGAGGCCGAGCACGCUUUGACGACAAAGCCCAUGCGACGCGUGAUCUACGUUGGCGCUCUCUUCUGCUCUUCAAAUCUCACAUAUCGUCUAGCCGGCAGAAUACACGGGUAUACAGAUGCCUUUUAUGUGUGCUUAUAGGGGAUGUGACAUCCGUCUACCAAGGGGAGCACCAUCUUUUCGAACACAUGUUCCACCAUCAAGGCGGGGUCCUCAACGGAGUGGAACUUUGGGGUCCGAUCUGUCUGGACCCAGGCGGACCUAGAAUGGGGUCCGAAAGGACGUUUGAUAUCUGCUUCGCCCAGAACCCGAGAUUUACACUCCCAAAGGACGCGUUUGAGAUGAGCGUCGCCACGGAGAUCGUGGAGGCCGACGGGACCGAGAUUUACGGCGAGAACCUGUUCAAGAAUCAACGGAUGGAGGGCGUCUAG